AUGCCCUCAUAUUUCUACCACCUCGCAAUCGAAUUAUUUGCUCGUCCCCAGUCAAGUCUCCAAAGUGCCACCCAAGGCUUAGACAAAGAACCACCCACUUCUUUAUCGUUUGACUCCGCAUGUGAAGCACUACUUCCGUUCCAGAAGCGGCCAACGCAUACAACAACUUCCACGAGCCGAAGCGCACGGCAUCUCUCGCAUGACCAGACCCAAUUGUCUGCCGCGUCUAACUACAACCUACAAUCGAGCUCUUCGAGCGGUAUUCGCAGCGCUGGAGCCGCGUCUACUGCCCCUCCUACAGGCCAUCCCGCUACCCCACACCUCUACACGAGAUCGCCGAUAAGCGCCUCCGACAUCGAGAACGAUUCAAGGCUAGAUAAGGUGUCCAUUGAAUGCAUUGAUAUGGUUGCAACAGAGCCAGACACAACAGCCUCAUCGAAGCGUGUGGCCGGGAGAAAUCUCUUGGACAAUCCUGUCGCGACGGGCAUCGGGACUGAUAUCCUGGGUGGUCUCCGGACAAAGGGCCGAUAUAUCCCGCUUGAUCAGACAACGUCGGAAAGCGUUUGGGGAAUCGUCCAUCUCUACCGCGAUGCUCAGGAGACGCCGUUCUUGACUGAUGAGGAGUACCCAUCGUACCUGAAGGGUUCGGCGGCCGCGAGACAGCCGAGUGACCAGCUAGGUGGGGAUAAUAAUAUUAGUCGGUCGAGGCAGGAUGGGCGUGGGGUUGAGGAGGGAUUGUCUGCGUUGCAGUUGCAGCCGGAUGGUGACUGCACGACGUUAUGCAUUCUAGCUGUGCCGUCGUAUCUUUCGCCGUCGGAUUUUUUGGGAUUUGUUGGUGAGGCGACGAUGGAUGAUGUUAGUCAUUUCCGGAUGAUCAAGACGGCCAGGGCGAAUCGGUAUAUGGUUCUGAUUAAGUUUCGGAGUGGGAGGAAGGCCAAGGAGUGGCAGAAGGAGUGGAAUGGUAAAGUAUUUAACAGUAUGGAGCCCGAAACAUGCCAUGUUGUAUUUGUCAAAACCGUCGAGAUUCAGGCUGUCGAACCUGGGACAAAGUCGAGUGGCUCUGCUAUUCAACAAAGUGCCCGUUUACCAUCCCACACCGCGACGAGCCCCCAGCGGGUGGCUGUAUCUUCUGCAGGCCAGUCGAGCACCAUUCCCUCCGCUACUCUAUCUACAAAACCCCUAGCACCACGUACGCCUGCUCUCAUCGAGCUACCGACUUGUCCUGUUUGCCUGGAGCGCAUGGACGAGACUACCGGUCUACUGACUAUCAUAUGUCAGCAUGUCUUCCAUUGCACAUGUCUGCAGAAAUGGAAAGGAAGCGGCUGUCCUGUCUGUCGAUACACCCAGGAUGACUUCCGUAGAAACAGUCAAGCCAUCCCCUUUGGAGGAGACGAACCUGCUGAAUGUGCCGUCUGUCGCUCAGAACUUAACCUCUGGGUGUGUCUCAUUUGCGGAACUGUUGGCUGUGGUCGUUACGACGGAGCACAUGCCUUUGCACACUACAAAGAAACCGCUCACGCAUUUGCCAUGGACCUCGCCACACAACGCGUCUGGGACUAUGUAGGCGAUGCAUACGUCCACCGCAUCAUCCAAAGCAAAACCGACGGAAAACUCGUGGAACUCCCAGCAGCAGAUAACAGCGCCCUCGACCCCCCAGACUGGUCUGACGCGGUUCCCCGCGAAAAGCUCGAAAACAUGAGCGUGGAAUACACGCAUCUCCUAACCAGCCAGCUGGAAAGCCAGCGCGCAUAUUACGAAGAAAUCGUCGAGCGAGCCGCAGACAAGGCCUCACAAGCCAGUGCCGCAGCAGCAUCCGCCCAAGAAGCAGUCGAGAAAAUGACGGCAAGCUUCAAGGGCCUCCAAUCACAAUACGACAAACUAGCCAACGAGACCAUACCCAGUCUCGACCGCGACAAAACCCGUGCGGAGAAACGGGCGGAGAAAUUCGAGACCAUGGCGCGGAAGAUGGAAAAAGAGUGGCGCGAGGAAAAGACGAUGAAUGAGUCUCUUAUGAAACGUAUCGAGCAUGUUACUUCUGAGGCUGAAGGUCUUAGGGUUUCGAAUGCGGAUUUGACCGAGCAGAAUCGCGACCUUACUUUCUUUAUUAGUGGAUCGGAGAGAUUGAAAGAUCAGACUGAGGACAUUGUACAGGGCACUGUCAGUGUUCCGGAACCGGAGACGAAGAAGAAGAAGGGAAAGGGGAGGAAGAGGUAG
This is a messenger RNA of Aspergillus wentii DTO 134E9, 2214 nucleotides long. Its product is annotated as putative RING and UBP finger domain protein. The transcript has 2 exons. Gene Ontology annotation, biological process: Ras protein signal transduction; protein ubiquitination. Gene Ontology annotation, cellular component: cytoplasm. The record is from RefSeq and is a predicted model, not a curated record. Gene Ontology annotation, molecular function: ubiquitin protein ligase activity; zinc ion binding. NCBI's taxonomy places the organism in Eukaryota, Fungi, Ascomycota, Eurotiomycetes, Eurotiales, Aspergillaceae. The coding region runs from base 1 to 2214 and encodes 737 amino acids.